AUGGUGUUGUCCACCAACCCUGGUGGAGUCGACGAGAAGCGUCAGCGGAAGAAGCUCCAGAAUCGGAAGAACCAGAGAGCACGACGUCUUCGUAUCAAAAAGGAACAGCACGAGGAGCCUGACCGGCGUCCCUACAACGUGCAUCGAUGGCGACUCGAGGAAUACGAGGCGCCCCACAGUACUUCCUGGAAGCUAUACAGCUCCCAGCCAUCCCCUCAAGAAACCCACGGGGAUGAGAAACACAUCGAACAUCACAUCCCUAGUUCAUUAUCAUCAUCAACAACCACAACCCCAUCCAAGACUCACAUAAUCACCUCUCAACAGGAAGACCCUAAACUCCCCUUCCCAGCCGACAACCUCCUCCACCUAAUCUACUACAACGUAUUCUGGGGAUUCUUUCAAAACAAGGUCCUCCUCAGCCAACUAACAAUGUCCCUAAUCCCCGGACCACAACCCAUCCAGAUAGUCCACCAAGGCAACUUAUUCCCCCUAUAUAACGUCAUCAUCCCCACAACACCCAACAUCCCAAAUUGCCUCGUCCCAACACAGUCCCAAGAAAACUUCAUCCAUUGCUCCUGGAUCGAUUUCAUCCCCUUCCCCAGAAUAAGAGAGAAUCUGAUCACCUGGGAAGCCAACUUCGAUCAUGCAGAGUUUGUGGAAGACUUGAUUGGGUGCUUAGUUGAUGGAAUGACUUUUCCUGCGCCGUCGUCGGAUUUGGAUCCGGCGGCGACGGGAAGCAUGGUGCUCACGGGGGGUGAGGAUGAUGAAAUCACAGCUGCAAGGAAGGGGCUUAUUAUCUGGGGUGAGCCCCAUCGGGCGGAGAGUUGGGAGGCAACGCCGGGGUUCUUGAGGAAGUGGUCGUGGGCUGUAGAGGGGUGUGACGAGUUGAUUGAGUUUAGUAAUCGGUGGAGGGUGAGUAGGGGGGAGGAACCAAUGAGGGUUUCGUUGUGUGUGUGA
Molecule: messenger RNA, 957 nt
Organism: Aspergillus sclerotioniger CBS 115572
Lineage: Eukaryota; Fungi; Ascomycota; Eurotiomycetes; Eurotiales; Aspergillaceae
Exons: 2
Coding region: 1-957 (318 amino acids)
Source: RefSeq, a predicted model, not a curated record